Messenger RNA from Symbiodinium natans, 3309 nucleotides. Lineage: Eukaryota; Dinophyceae; Suessiales; Symbiodiniaceae. The record is from the annotation of a GenBank genome assembly.
AUGACAAAGGGGAAACCUUUGCGCCUUUGCACUCGGUCACACAGCUGUGCGACCCUAUACGCCGGGCAAUCCUUCAUGGAGGCUAAGUACAUCAAACAAGAACCAGAGAACAUCGAAGAAGAUCUGCGAGCAGCGGAGGAUGUGCUUGCCAAGCUCCGGCAAAAGGCCCGCCGAUUGGAGUCCCCUGCAGCAAAGCCAGACAGUCCUGGCAUGGCUGCGGCGGUUGCACCAACACCCCGACCUUUGCCAACCCCGGCACGUGCAGUGCCCUCGCCCCUUCCAGAGUGUGCUGUGGCCCCAACUGCUGCCCCCACAGUUCGUGGUCUGUCAAGUGAUGCACAACCAGGCUCGCAACAGAUUUGGGAAGCAGCUUUCCCAGCUGGAAGCGAGCCUCGUGAGGGCGGCGGGGGUCGGGAUUCUUCAGCUGCACCUGGCAGUGUGGAGGCAGAUCGUGCUGGGGGACCCACCACGAAGUCAGGACUUGAGGCGCCCGAGGCUCCCAGAACCGAUAUUCCGAGGGUCCCCGUUCCUGAGCCCGCUUGUGAAGACUCCGAUGAUGAGUUGAUUAUGGAUGUGGACUUUGACUUCGAGGAACUUCGUGCGAUGCUGCAAUCCCGACUGGAAGUGAAGGCCGAGUCGCCGACCACCACGACAGUGCCUGAUGAAGCUGUGGAUGGCAUCCAUGAUGUGUAUUGGGAGCGUGCACUCCAGGAGCCCCAGUGUGAGGAGAACCCUCUUCGAGCCUUCCAGGAGGGAUCGGUGCUCUCGCAGCAGAAGGACAUGAGGUCCAACACGAUCCGCAUCACCUCCCGGGAGUACAAAAACUAUGAAGCCACGUUGCGCCGCAUGUGCAACAGAUCGGCCAAGCGCGGUACCUUGCAGGUAAGUGAUGACGUGGCUGAGAGAUGGAAGAACACCAAGUCGAGGAAGCAACUUAUCGUGGCACUCAUCAAUUGCCAAGGGGACAAAGACGCUUUCAAUCAGAGGAUGGAGGUGGUUAUCCGCAACAUCAAGGAGGGCAAAGUGGUCAUCGAUAGUGGCUACUAUUCUGAGGCUGCCAUGAAAAACGAGUUGGGGAGAGACAAGUAUCAGCGGCACAUCGUUGAGUAUUGGAUCGACACCAAGACCUCCGGUUCUUUGUCGAAGACACACAAGGAGGAAUUCAACCAGUAUGUGGAGAUCAUCGAUGCCGAUGUGUCGCUUCCGCCGCCAAUGCUGGGCAAUGAGGCCUUGCCCUGCUAUGAUGAAGAUGAGGAGGAGGAGGAGGAGGAUUGGGAUGGUGAUGUUGAGGCGGGUGAUGGAAAGGGUGCAAGUAGCAAGAGGAGGCGUCAACAGGAAGAGGAGGUGGAAACCGCUUUGGAGGACAUCGAGAAGAUACCGCAAAUCCAAUCCGAGAUCCUGAAGAUUCGCAUCAGGAAGGGGGAGAAGCUGAAUGCCCAUGCUGAGGAGUUGAUGAACCUCCACGAUUGCCUCACCGAAAUCAAAGCCGAGAACACAAAUGGGACGAUGGUGAAGCUCAGAGAGCACCUGGCUUCGGUGGAAAAGCUGACGAGUCGCAUCACAAUGGAGGAGAAGAAGCUGAAAAGGACCGCACAGAAGGUGAAGAUGACAGUGCUCGAGAUCGUGAAGAUGACAAGCCACCGCCUGGUCGGGCGUCAAAGGCUUUGGCGAAAGCUCGUGGUUUCCGAUCGGCUGCUAUGCAGUAUAGCUGCUGGAUUCGUGGAGGAAUGUCGUGAGGCCGACCCGGACCUAGCAGAGGACCUACGCAGCUCCAACCUACUUCGUGAUUUGCACAGGAAAUCAACAACGAAGCAUGAAAAUGCUAGCGCAGCAACUUUCGAGAGGGAAGGCUUAUCUUGUCCAGUGCCCAUCGAGAAGGUGAAUGUUGGUUUUGACACAAUGCAUCCAGUGCUAAAGCUGAAGCAAUUCCUUCAAGUUCUGGCUUCGAGUGGGAAACUACCGCUACUCUGGGGCUCCACCAGCCCAGGCACUCAUGCUAGUGUGCUGCCAAAAUUCUGGCGCCGCUGGAGAUCGCACGAUGCGUCCCACCAGGUCUUCGCUCAUCACCGAGGCCGGCUGAGUACGGUAUUGCCAAUACAAUUACAUGCGGAUGAAGGGCAAACGCUGAAAAAAUCAGGUGUCAUGAUCGUGAAUUGGCAAUCUCCGCUUGGGUUUGGGAUCUCCAUGCAAGAUGACACUCCCGAAGCCAUGUCUCUGAACUAUGUCGGUAAUUCUUAUGCAACAAGAUUUUUGUAUACUGUUUGUACCAAGAGAGCCUACGGCAAAAAGAAGAGCUAUGUCCUGAAGGGUAUUUUCGAGAACCUUGCUGAUGAACUUGUGGAUUUAUUCUACAACGGCGUGUCUCUCAAGCUUGAGAAUCAAUCAGAGCAGACCUUCUACGUCGCCUUCAUAGGCCUAAAAGGGGACUGGCCUAUCCAGGCCAAGGUAGGCCAGUUGGUUCGACAUUUUGCCAGGAAGGGCGUGUACAAACUCAGCGAGAAGAGUGGCUUUUGCCAUCUUUGUAGGGCGGGGGAGCGUGGCUAUGAUCCGAACGAGUAUGGCGAAGGAGCUGCUUGGAGGUCAACCUACCUCAAAUUUCCUCCGUGGAUUUCGGAGGGACCUUUGUGCAAGGUUCUCAUCACAGACUAUGGCUUGGCGGGGCCUGGCGACUUUCAAACCCAAUUGGAUGCAAUCUACCAGAAGGCAGUGGAUCAUUGCAAAUCUAUGGGUAUCCCAUUGCAUAUGGAUGGCUUGACGCGACAUCUCCUCAAGUUUCCUGGGGACUAUGAGUACCCCAGUGGGAACUGGUUCAAGGGAGCCGACACCACAGCCUUGCUUUCUUUCUUGGAGACCUUCUGGGCAACUCACAUUGCAACGCUUGAAGAACCGGACGAGUAUUUGAACAGCAUGCUUCUCGCUAUUCGUUCCGCGAACACCUUCAUGCGCACCCUGUACCGAUCAGGACUUUUCCUUUCCAUUGAUAGAUGCCACACGGUCGCUCAGGCUGGCUUGUGCUUCUUAAAGGCCUAUCUUGAAACAUCGCACACUGCGUAUCUCCAACAGAAAACGCGGUUCAAGGUUACUCCAAAACUACACGCGAUGGUGCAUAUUGUCGAUACACUUGUUUCGGCGUCGAGGGAGAACAGGCGAUGGACUGUCUCGCCCUUAGCAGAGGCGACACAGCUUGACGAGGACUUCGUGGGCCAAAUUGCCUCCAUCACUACUACAGUGAGCACUCGGGUCGUUCAUGUGCAGACGCUCCGGAAGUACAAGACCAAUGUGUGGACGCACCUCUUUGGCCAAGAAUGA